AUGACAGCGCGGUGGUCAGCACUGCUGGCCGCGGCCAAUAGAAACGUCUACAACUCCCGCGGGGGGGAGGGGGGUGCACGGUCGGCCCUCGAGCCUUUGGCAUCGCGUGGGCGCACGGGACGAUCCCUGCUUCUCCUCGCCAAGGCGCAACCGAAGAAAAGGUUCUUUCUGUGCUUCCCGACCCAGAAGCUUGUUCUCUUUGACCCACGGUCUGGGGGUCUUCGGGGCAGCAGCAGCAGCAGCAGCAGUGGCAGCAGCAGCGUCAUGUCGCCACUCCCGACGUCUCCCCUCGACUUUGAAUGA
Messenger RNA from Gaeumannomyces tritici R3-111a-1, 303 nucleotides. RefSeq lists its product as hypothetical. Lineage: Eukaryota; Fungi; Ascomycota; Sordariomycetes; Magnaporthales; Magnaporthaceae. The record is from RefSeq and is a predicted model, not a curated record. Bases 1 to 303 code for a protein of 100 amino acids. The transcript has a single exon.